GGCUGCAGGACCAUGGCUGGGCGAGGGACUGUCCAGCUCCUCUUCUUGUGUCUAACGCCAGCUCUGCUGGAGGCUGUGCGGAUCAAUGCAAAGAGCCAGCAGGUGCUGUACCUGGCCCAGGGGGACUCUGUGAGGCUGGGCUGCCCCUAUAUCCUGGAGCCUGAGGACAAUGGACCCACCAACCUGGACAUCAUAUGGACCAUGGUGAACCCUGACCAGAGGCUGCCGUUCCUGAUCUACCAGGACCAGAGGAUCAGGUACGGCAGUGCCCCAGGCCUGCAGCAGAGGGUGUCAUUUGUGGCCCAGGACCCAAGCCUCUAUGAUGCCUCCAUCCUUCUGGCAAACCUGCAGAUGUCAGACUCGGCCACCUACGAGUGCAGGGUGAAGAAAGCCACUGUCGACACCCACCAGGUCACCGUUACUGUGCUCGAGAAGCCGGCCACCCCUCGGUGCUGGAUGGACGGGGAGCCGGUCAGGGGCGGCGACCUCAUGCUUAGGUGCUACUCUGACGGGGGCUCCCUUCCCCUCUCCUACCAGUGGUCCAAGAUGGGAGGGGACUAUGCCAUGGGCUGGCUGCCCCCCAGAACAGUGCAGGGGCAAGCCUCUGGGGACCUGAUGAUCCAGAGCCUGUCGCAGGAGCACUCCGGGACCUACUGCUGCCGCGUGACCAACAGGGUGGGCUACAGCCAGUGCAUGGUGCGCGUCUCCGUCCCUCGCCCCGGCUACACAGGUUCAAGGAACGUGGGGCUCAUUGUGGGCUCUGUCCUGGGGGCCAUUUUCCUUCUGAUCCUGCUGCUCUCGAUCCUCUGGGCCCUCCUGUGGUACUGCAGACGGAGGCAGUGCCAGCCUGUGGUGCCCAUCGAGAUCAGAGACAGUGCCCCUUCUGGCCCAUGCAGAAGUGGUCACCUGCACCCCUACCACGGCAGCGCGCAGCACGUCAGCUACACGCCGUGCCAGAAGUAGCGCUCCCAGGGGCGGGGAGGAGAGCACCCCCUGCAAGCAGCGGGACUCCCAGCUACGCUCCAGCUCCAAGCAACCCAGGAAGCAAGAACCUCCCCGCUGUGUGCCCAGCCCCACGGCUCCAUCCACCCUCUGUGCAGAUCCAGGGAGCUCCGACGCUGCUCCUGCCCACGGGAAGCCCAUGAACAAUCCCAGCCACUUCGGGGGCAUCCCCAAGAUGGCACCAACGCAGGGCAGGGCUCUUGGGUUGAGCUCCCAGGGCAGUAGCAACAUUCAGGGUCCCAGCGCUGACCUUUGUGCCUCUUUCACAGGAUUGCUGAGCCCUUUCCCCAUUUCUGCCUGUGGGGAGUGGGAGAACCCCUCACCCGUGGCAUAGCCACCCCCACGGCUAGGGAGACUCCUUAAUGCACACAAACAAGGCCUAGAGCUGGUAAUACUCCCCCCCACACACACACAGUGGGGUGAGCUGUAUCACGACAUGUCAGGAUGUGUGUCGUGACAUGA
Messenger RNA from Malaclemys terrapin pileata, 1464 nucleotides. It is a transcript of the gene VSIG8, whose product is annotated as V-set and immunoglobulin domain containing 8. The transcript has 7 exons. Bases 13 to 963 code for a protein of 316 amino acids. The record is from RefSeq and is a predicted model, not a curated record. NCBI's taxonomy places the organism in Eukaryota, Metazoa, Chordata, Testudines, Emydidae. Gene Ontology annotation, cellular component: intracellular anatomical structure.